Messenger RNA from Pistacia vera, 1716 nucleotides. RefSeq lists its product as uncharacterized. The record is from RefSeq and is a predicted model, not a curated record. Bases 1 to 1716 code for a protein of 571 amino acids. NCBI's taxonomy places the organism in Eukaryota, Viridiplantae, Streptophyta, Magnoliopsida, Sapindales, Anacardiaceae. The transcript is spliced from 6 exons.
AUGGCGGAUGCUAUAGCUGCAAUUGGUCCUGGGUAUAAAAUCCCAACUUACCAUAAUUUGCGUGUGAAUUUAUUGAGAGAUGCUAAGAAAGAAGUGCAAUUACUUGUUGAUAGUUACAAGAAAACUUGGGAGGAUGUUAGAUGUACUUUAAUGGUUGAUGGUUGGAUAGAUAAUUCACAUAGGUCGCUGAUUAAUUUUCUAGUGUACUGUCCUAAAGGAGUGUGUUUUGUGAAAUCAGUGGAUGCUUCAAAUGUUGUAAAGGAUGCUGCAACAUUGUUUGGCUUGUUUGAGGAAAUAGUUUUAUGGGUUGGACCAAACAAUAUUGUCCAUCUUGUCACUGACAAUGGAGCAAACUAUAAAACUGCUGGAAGAAUGUUGUCUGAAAAAUAUAGCAGUAUUACUUGGUCUCCUUGUGCAGCACAUUGCAUUAAUUUGAUGUUGAAAGACAUGGCUGAGAUGAGUCAUAUAGUCAACCUUUCGACACAUGCAUCUGAGGUUACAAAGUUUGUGUAUAAUCAUUCCUUUGUGCUGGCUUUGCUGAGGAAAAAACAGGGUAUGACAGAAAUUAUAAGCCUAGGUGCAACCUGUUUUGCCACAACUUUCAUUGCAUUGAGCAGCCUACAUCAGCACAAACAUGACUUGCAAUCUACAGUGACAGAUAGAACUUUUGUGGAGUGCCGAUAUGCAAAAACUAAUAAAGGCAAAGCCUUUAUUUCCAUAGUUCUAGAUAACCAGUUCUCGGAUGACAUUGGUAUAGUUUCCAAAGUUGUGAGUCCAUUGAUGCAUAUGGUCCGGAUUUUAGACUCAGAUGAGAGGUCUUCAAUAGAAUAUGUGUAUGAUGGCAUGUACAAAACGAGGAUGGGAAUCAAGAAGCUGUUUAAGAACAAGAAAAUUUUGUACAAGCCUUAUACAACAAUUAUCAAGAUGCGUUGGGAUAGGAUGUUACGCCGUGAUCUUCAUGCAGCAGCAUAUUAUUUGAAUCCUACUUUUAAAUAUGACGAGGACACUUUUUCCAAAAAACCUGAGGUCAUGUAUGGUUUUCUUGACACUAUUGACAAUAAAGCAAGUGCAUUCAAAAUGAGCAAGACAACGUUACUGGAGGAGAGUAGAUUAUAUCGAGAUCGUCUAGAAAGCUUUUCUCGUGAGCUUGUUUUUCAAACAUGCAAAACUACACGGCCAGAUGAAUGGUGGAGGACAUUUAGGUUUAGUACUCCAAAUUUGCAAAAGUUUGCAAUCAAAAUUCUAAGUCAAACUUCGGCCUCUUCCGGAUAUGGUGGUGAAUCUGAUGAUCACCAUUCUUAUUAUGACUCAACAGAUGUUUCAGAAGAUGAUGUCGCGAUGCUAAUAAUGAUGACGAUUAUCCAUCAGGUGGUGUCUGAAUUGUCAAUUUUAAUUGAGGAUGGAGUGAUGGAUAGAUUGAUUGAGGACCAUUUGGUUUAUAAGCUUGAUGAAGAGAUGUGUGAGUGGGUUGAGGUGGAGGAUGGAUUGGAGGAUAGAGUGUUUUUUCUGGGUGAUGAUUGUUCCUUCUCUCUUUCGGCUAAAGAGUUCUCCGGAUGUAAAGGGAAAUCUAUUUAUUUCAAACAUGGUCCCUCCAGAAUUGAUGGUUUUCUCCCUGGAAUAGAUGGUGGGAUUUUUGACUUGAAGGAUCGGACUGUUCGUCACCUCUUUGCUGAAUGUUCUAAGAUCUUUUGGCCUCCACCAAGUUGGGUGAAGUGA